UGCAUCAUUAUUAGUCGCCCUGAGUCCCCUCGGGGAGAAGGGCGGGGUAGAAAUAUUCGAAAUAAAUAAAUAAAUAGUCUCUGGAGAAACCGAACACUUUACAUGUUAUUGAAUUAUUAUUCUUAUCGGAGAAGUCUGUUACCCGCAAGUUGCAGUGGUCACAAGGCACAUGGAAUAUGGCAACUUUUUGCAACUAUGGGCUGCAUUUCCAGCUGUUUUGGAUGGGGAUGAUAGGAUUGUAGUCCAUCUGAAAUGUACCACGGUUUGGGGAUGAUUGGAAUUUGAGAAGGCGAGUGAAUACCACCCAGAAAAAAACUUCUUUCUCUAAGCAAAGCUGUAAUGAACAUGAGUGGGGUGGGGACUGAAGGCCCAGAAAUGGUGCAUGGGAAGGCACUUACGGCAUAGUAACAUUGCUCUCAACCAGGAAUUUGGCCACUGUGAUCCUUUCUGAAUAUGUUGGACUACUGCUCUCAUUAUCCCUGUGUUGAUUGUAGCUGUAGUCUGAAACAUCAGGAAGGUGUAUAGGGUUGCUUAUCCCUCUGCUACAAAUUACAAAGACGUAGAGCAAAUUCUAUCUUCAUUGGCAAUAUUAUAUCUGUGUGCCAUAAUUUCUGGUUCAGUUUUCCCCAACUUGAUCACUGGUUGGGCCACAACUUCCACAGUCAGCCCUGGUUGAAUCGUGUAUGUAUUUGUGGUUUUUAAAUGGGAUAUUUGCAUUACCAAGUUUUUGUACUAUCAGGCGGGGAGAAAAGUAUGGUUCUAUUAAGGGAAACUUCCCAGGUCAGAAAAAAAUAAUAAAAUAAAACAAUUUUAAACGAAGGUUUUGGGUGGAGGUGGAUUUACAUUAGAUUUAUUAUUCACUGGUUUGGGAAAAAACUGUUCAUUGGCUGCUGAGAAAGCAAUCUGAGUUAUUUGAAACCUGGCUGUGACCAGCAUGCAAAAGAGCUGCUUCUUUCCAUAAGUGGGUUAAUGCUUCAUUGGCUACACAGGUGUGUGUUAUUCUGGGUGCUUUACGAAAGGCAGAUGAACAGGUUCAGCAAUGAUGUUUAGGAUGGGGGACAGGCUGAUCCCAAUCUAUUCUAGGAACUCAGGGGAUUUUUUGCAGGAGGGAGUAUAGGAGGGCUUGAGUGUCAGUGUGGUAUAGUUGUCUUAGACUCUGGGUGCCACUGUUUGACUCUCCACGUGUCCAUGGAAACCCACUUGGCGACCUUGGGCAAGUCACGAUCUCUCUGAGAAAGGGAAAUGCAGAGGCCCCUCUGAACAAAUUUUGCCAAUAAAAACUUGCCAUGUGUCAAGUUACAACAUGUUUAGCCAAUAGUUGGAAACCUUGAUAGCACAUUGUUGGAACAACAAGGCAGGAUGGCUAACCUUGCAGCAGCCUUCUCCAAUCUGGCACUCUCACUAUGUGCUGGAUUAUAACACCCAUCAUUCCUGGCUGUGAAUGUUAACUCUGUAUCAUAUCUGGAGUUUGUAGGGAGCUGCUCUGGUUUUACAGAAGAUGGUGAAAUAUGCAGGCUGGUGCCUGGGGGAUGGCUGUGUUCUGCUUGUUGUUACUCCCGCUGCUGUUUGCUCUGUUCAGCAACACCGUAAAAGGACAGAGAGAUCCCGAAGUAUUCUGUGGCGCUUGUAAGGCCCUUGCAGAUGAACUGGCCUAUGACAUAAAGAAAAUCGGUCCAAAGAGGACUGUGAAUUCCAGGACCUAUCGCAUCAACCCUGACGGCACACGAGGGAAGAAAAAGAUUCCUUUUGCAAAGUCAGAGACCUUCUUAACAGACGUUUUGGAAAAGAUAUGUGACCGGAUGAAUGAUUAUCAACUCCAGGAUGACCCGGUGACUCAGAAAAAGAUAUUUAAGAGAUAUGCUCCCAGGAAGGAUGAGCCGAUCUAUGCAGAAUAUAAAAAAUACUUCUUUUAUUCUGAUGCUUAUAAGCCCUUGAAAUAUGCGUGUGAAACUAUCAUAGAACAGUAUGAAGAUGAAAUAUUCUCACUUAUCGCCCAGGAGGCAGACUUUCUGGCUGACAAGCUGUGCAUUGAAAAAUCAGGUCUUUGCGAAAAGCCCGAAAUGCACAGUGAACUUUAAAGAAACAGGAGUCUGUUAUUAUUACAGAUGAAGGGGAUCAGAUGAAAUAUCCCUUCAGGCUUUGCUUUCCAUUAACCUUUAUCUUUACUUGCUUAAAAAAACUUCUUCGACUGACAUACAUUGCUGUCUGCACCAUUUGUUGAUGACAGUGGACUGGGAUUUUCGUAACUGGAAUGGGUUCGUGGCGAAUAUUCUUCAAAUUAUAAGGCCUUCCCAUUAGUUAUAUCCAUUUCUGAGCUACCCAGGAUCUAAUUGCAGCUACUAACAAAUAUAUUAAUCUAGCGACAGAGCAUUUCAAGCAUGUGAGGCAUGUUGAUUGAAUGCAUUAUCUGCAUUCACUGAUUCCUUCUCUUUUGCCAAUGGGUAGCUUUCGGAAACAAAAGAACUAACCUGUAACUCCAACCAUUAAGGGCCAACUCAUAGGGGCCUACCAAUAUUGAUGUAGUAAUAAUGUUUUUCGGUGGAACCACACCAGUUCAUGUAAAUGUUGGCUUAGGGCAAGCUCCAUGGCAAAAAAUGGUGGUUUUCUAAACAUCUAAAUAAUUGUCAAAAUGUCAUGUGUUACCAGGAAACCUGUUUUGAUUAAGAGUAGGAAUUUAUGGCAGAGUCUAAAGAGAUUGUAUUGCAAGAGACAAUCAAAUAGCAUAGUGUAAUAUUUUUUCGUGGCAAAAUCCCAGACAUCAAAACAAAGAAAAAAUGAAGAAUUUAAUGUGGUUACCAUAAUAAGUUGCAAUCAGAUCAUAAGUGGGCUGCUUCAAUGGAGAAAUGUCACCGUGCCCCUGAUGUUCCCUGCACCAGUAAACCGUGUCUAAUAAUUUC
Molecule: messenger RNA, 2897 nt
Organism: Anolis carolinensis (green anole)
Lineage: Eukaryota; Metazoa; Chordata; Lepidosauria; Squamata; Anolidae
Gene: cnpy1
Product: canopy FGF signaling regulator 1
Exons: 6
Coding region: 1509-2078 (189 amino acids)
Cellular component (GO): endoplasmic reticulum
Source: RefSeq, a predicted model, not a curated record